CGCGCGUGGUUACGAUUGCCAUGCGUGUCGGCUAGGUUAGGUUCCUCGUGGCACGCGAGACGUGUUGCUGAUGCGCGGGCAACGAUACCGAUUUGCCGCCGACAAACGCGAUCCUGGAACAGUGACCGACCGGUCAGUCUCCCGGGGGAGAGAGAGAUAACGUAAUCUAACCUAAUCCCCGGCGUGGAGCGGCGCGACGGCGCGUCCGCGUGUUGUCGUGCCGAACGUGAGGCGGCGGUGAGGUUAGGCGGGACCAUGGCGAAGCACCUGAUACAGAUCCUCGUGAUGGGCACGCAGAUAAUCGGCAAGGCGUUCGCGCGCGCGCUGCGCCAGGAGAUCGCGGCGAGCCAGGAGGCGGCGCGGCGGGCCGGCGGCGGCAGGCAGGGCGCGCAGCACGCCGCCGCCAACGCGAGGACCGGCGUCACCCUGGCGGAGGCCCUGCGCAUCCUCAACGCGGAGCGGCCCGAUCAGACCGAGCUGAUCGAGCGGAACUACAAGUACCUCAUGGAGGCGAACGACAGGUCGAAGGGCGGCUCGUUCUACCUGCAGUCCAAGAUCGUCCGUGCCAAGGAGCGCAUCGACGAGGAGCUGGGGACCGCGAAGGGGACGACGACGCCGCCGCCGCCGCCGCCGCAGGGAAGCUCGACGAGCGGUCAAGAAGCUUCCAAGGAGCCAUGAGACUCGCCCCUAGUCUAAAUUAUUCUAAUUCUAGACACCUGUACAUAACGUCAUAAUAAACAGUAGAUUCUGAUAUUGACUGGAA
Messenger RNA from Vollenhovia emeryi, 763 nucleotides. It is a transcript of the gene blp, whose product is annotated as mitochondrial import inner membrane translocase subunit Tim16. Bases 256 to 678 code for a protein of 140 amino acids. Gene Ontology annotation, biological process: protein import into mitochondrial matrix. The transcript has a single exon. Gene Ontology annotation, cellular component: TIM23 mitochondrial import inner membrane translocase complex. NCBI's taxonomy places the organism in Eukaryota, Metazoa, Arthropoda, Insecta, Hymenoptera, Formicidae. The record is from RefSeq and is a predicted model, not a curated record.